Molecule: messenger RNA, 1017 nt
Organism: Ilyonectria robusta
Lineage: Eukaryota; Fungi; Ascomycota; Sordariomycetes; Hypocreales; Nectriaceae
Product: acyl-CoA N-acyltransferase
Exons: 1
Coding region: 83-844 (253 amino acids)
Molecular function (GO): acyltransferase activity, transferring groups other than amino-acyl groups
Source: RefSeq, a predicted model, not a curated record
GAGAUGUUGAAAACAGCAAAUAGCCUCCUCAGCUAGAAACAAUUAUUCCAACCCUUCAUCUACUCAUUAUCCCCAACACACAAUGUCUAAAGCUACAUUCACUAUCUCUCGCGCCUCACUGAGUGAUGUGCCACGAAUAGGGGAGAUCUCCACCCGCGCUUUCGACAACGAUUCUCAUUCUCAGAUGAAGAUUAUGGGUCAAAAGCCCGGCUCUUUUGCGGAGGGAAUGGCCAUAGGCGCCCGCGCCUGGAUUGAGUCCCCGCGAGGUGUCCUUCUCAAGGCAACGGAUGACCGCGAUGGCACAAUUGCGGGCUCCAUGGCGUGGGGUUUCAGGGGCAUCGAACUCGAUGCUUCACCGGGCGAGGAUGGAAAAGCUACGGAGCAAGUGGAGGAGACUGUUGUGGAUGAUGAUGGCAAGGGCGAAGGGGUGACUGAGACAGAGGAGCCUAUCAUCUCGGGUGCCGAGAGGAUCAAUGAGCUUGAGGCCAUGACAAGCAAACACUUGCAUGACUUCAUGCACCGGAUCAUGCCGGAUGGUUCGAAGUGCAUUUUCAUGGGGGGCAUCACUGUAGAUCCAAAAUAUCAGGGUCAGGGCGUUGGUUCCCAGCUCAUACGAUGGGGAACCGAACAGGCAGACAGGCUGGGUGCUUUCUCUUGGGUGCACGCCUCUGAGGCCGGUUGGCCGGUGUUUGCGAAGCAUGGAUUCAAGGAAGUUGAGCGCCUGACGUUUGAUAUGGAUACAUGGGCCGUCGGACCGCCACCCAAAGAUGGCGUAUUUGGAGAUCGGGAGAGCUGGGGCCCAUAUACAUUUAGGUACAUGGUGCGCCAGCCUAUAGUCGCUUAGAUGCUGUCUACUUUCCUUGAUAUUAGGGCUUGAGUACGCUCAUUUGGACCAGGGCAGCCUUCUAGUCUUGGAGAAUCAUAACAUGAAACCCGCCAGUCUGAGACAAUGGCUAAGCCUUGGGUAAUGAAGAUGAAGAAAAGAACGGCAUAAGAAUUUCGAUUGUGACACCUUCA